AUGGGGGUCAUAGAUUGGACNAAGCCACGACUUGAAUGGUCUUUCGUUGAAUUUGGAGGCAAAAAUAUAACCGAUCUUCGUUCUUAUUCGAAUGUUAUUUUCACCAACGGAAAUCUCGAUCCAUGGUCAGCUGGUGGCAUCAACUCAAGCAUUACUUCUAGUCUUCCAGCGAUUUUGAUCAAUGGUGGCGCUCAUCAUCUCGAUUUGCGUGCAGCAAAUCCGGACGACCCUGAAAGUGUUAUCAAUGCUCGUCAACAAAUAGUUACAUUAAUUCAACGAUGGAUAUCUUAA
Messenger RNA from Adineta ricciae, 291 nucleotides. The record is from the annotation of a GenBank genome assembly. NCBI's taxonomy places the organism in Eukaryota, Metazoa, Rotifera, Eurotatoria, Adinetida, Adinetidae.